This is a messenger RNA of Phoenix dactylifera (date palm), 1036 nucleotides long. NCBI's taxonomy places the organism in Eukaryota, Viridiplantae, Streptophyta, Magnoliopsida, Arecales, Arecaceae. The record is from RefSeq and is a predicted model, not a curated record.
AUGGACGGUGGGGGCUGGUCCGGCCGGAGAGCCUCCAAAUGUAUUGGGCCGUCCCUGACGCUCGAUCACAUCAAAACUCCACCGGACAUCGUCAGAACUCAUAAUACAGGGGACAAGAAAUCACUGGUGCAAGCAUGCCUAACUUUCGUUAACAAGGCUAAUAAGGAGGAACUUAAACAAUUGAAGUGGAUUGGAGAGAAGAGAGCUACCUACAUACUCGAACUUCGCGAGGAAACUCCAGAACCCUUUAAGGAAAUAGAAGAUCUUAAGGAACUAGGGCUAUCUUCGAAGCAGAUAAGUGAAAUGAUGUCAGGAAUCCUCACAGAUUUUUAGAAUGAUGUUGAAAUGCACAUUGAUCAAUUCUUCUCCACCCUGCCAUUCAGCAUCGGUUUAAGAGGGUCUUCAGAGCCAGAUUACCUCCUGGUGUUACUUUGAAUGGCUAAUUGAAAUUCAUGUCUCAGCUAUUAAGCUGCCUGGCAGAUUGUUAUGUGAUUUAUUCCUGUAAUGACUGCAUCUUUUAGGUUUGCUCUCAUUUUGUUGGCAAUGCUUUCUUUACAAACUCUGACAGCUUGUUCCUGGUACCGAGUAACAGAAUGUGCAAUUGUCGUUGCUGUAAUUUGAUAUUGUGCUGCACAAUCUCUAAUUCUUAUAUGAUCCCAUUCUUUUCCAGUUUCCAUAUUGUCUUGUCCUUUUAAGUAAUCUUUAAUGUGCCGGUGAAACCUUUUUGCACUGAAUGAGUUGCAGGAGUUGCGGCUUUUUACUGCUUCUGUCUUUGAAGCAUCCAUUCUAAACUAACUUUUACAUGUUUUAGUAUAUUACAGAAAUGGAGACUGGAAUUUGUAAUGCAAUCCUGUCUUCUUUUUAAUAUAUACAUUGUCCAGCAUAAACAGAAACGGAAUAAUCGCAAAGGUAAAGAUAGAGGAAGGGAUGAGAAGUCUGAUGCAAUGAUGUGGGAAAAAGUCCGGCAGCAAAGCCCAUCUGAUGAAAGUGACCUGGAUGACUUCCCUUCUAAGCGGAUGGAUUUGGUGAUUGAAAA